AUGUACCAAGGCUCCAAAGCAUCUGAAGGCAGCAGUGAGUCGUGGGAUCAUCCAGGCAGAGAAGGCACUGGUGUGGAGCCAGAGCUGGGUCGUGGUGUGCACACCGAGGGGUUGGCAGGAGCAGGUGGAGCAGGUGACCCUAAAGAUGGAUCAUCUCCUCUGUGUACCUCGUUCAAAGAAGAUUCCAGUGGGCAGGAGAGAGAUGAGGACCGUGAUAUUGAUGAAACUUCCCAGCAGGAUUUGCUUUCCCAUGUGUCACCAGGACCUGAGAAGGGUUUAUGUCCAGCAACAGCCAAGGAGACCCUUAGAGAAUAUGAUGAAGAAAGUAAGUCCAAAGAUGUCCUCAGGGACACUUCAAAAGAGGCACUUCUUCUUGAAACUGAGUCACAUAAAGCAGGAGAGGACCAAGAGGAGAAGAGACAGCCAGUGGAGAGUGAGGGAGGUACAGACUCCCCAGCAGAGCCUUCCGAAACCAUCUCCCCAAAAGAAGCUGAGCCCAGGGAGGGAGAAGAUUCUGGACCCUUGCUAGAAACAGCCAAACUCCCUGCUGAGUUAAAAGGUGAUAUGGAAGACAAAGAGGCUUCUCCAGAAGAGGUUGUGCCAGACACAGGAGAGUGUCUGACCCCCAGGAAGAAGCCCAGUGCCCACACUGCAGAUAAAACCAGUCGUGUCCCUCUCCUCAAAGGUCGUGUUGACAAGGAAGGGACUGAAGGAGACGAAAAGAAACCCAAGGGCCCGGGAGGUGCCAAGACGGGCACGGCGCGCGCAGGGCAGGCGCAGAGGAACUCCACCAACGCCACGCGCAUCCCGGCAAAGACCCCCACGACCCCCAAGACCCCUCCCAGCUCCG
Molecule: messenger RNA, 850 nt
Organism: Acanthisitta chloris (rifleman)
Lineage: Eukaryota; Metazoa; Chordata; Aves; Passeriformes; Acanthisittidae
Product: microtubule-associated protein tau-like
Exons: 3
Source: RefSeq, a predicted model, not a curated record